Molecule: messenger RNA, 477 nt
Organism: Naumovozyma castellii
Lineage: Eukaryota; Fungi; Ascomycota; Saccharomycetes; Saccharomycetales; Saccharomycetaceae
Gene: RGI1
Product: Rgi1p
Exons: 1
Coding region: 1-477 (158 amino acids)
Source: RefSeq, a predicted model, not a curated record
AUGACCAAGAAGGAUAAGGGACCAAAAGUUACCACCGUCACCACCAAGUCCGGUGAACAAUUGAAGGUCUUCGAGGAAUUGGACGAUUUCGAAAGAUAUUUGAGAGAGGAAGUGGAAGACAGUAAGAACGUCGACAACAUGCAUUUACAAUUGAAUUACUACCCACCAUUUGUGUUGCACCACAUCCAUGAUGAUCCUGAUAACAUUAAGGACACCGAUAAUUCGCAUAACAAGAAGUUCGUGCGUCAUUUGCAUCAACAUGUCGAAAAGCAUUUGUUGAAGGACAUUAAGGAAGCCUUACAGGAUCCUGAUUUGAAAUUCAAGGAUAAAUCAAAGGAUGAAUCUUUUGAAGGUAUCGUAUGGCAUUACGCUCAGGAUACUCAAGUGAAAAACAAGAAAUUCAAGGUCCAAGUCAACGUUUCUUGUAAUCAUACUGAUGCAAUGGUCGCUGUCGAUUAUCAAACAAUGCCAUUGUAA